AUGCCGUCAAUCAAUAUAUCCGUAUCAUACGCAGACCAUCACAGAAAUAAAAGAAAACGUGAGCAUCUCGACAUCUCCCACGACGGCACCCAUCACCAUCUCCUACCAACACACGAAUCCAGUCACUUCCUCGACGGUCUCAAACUCCCCAACAUCCUCGUUCGAUGGAUCCCCCUAAAACACUCUCCUCCCAGUGACCAAGAGCCCCUAAUCCCAUCAUCACAACCUCAGUCUUCCUCCUUCGCGUCUAAAUACGGCUCAUGCACCGAAAUCCUCCACUACGGCACCCACAGCUCCGUCCGCGUCUACACCAGAAAAUCAUCCAGAGACUCCAAAAGCCGACAACUCCACAUCGUCAAAGUCUUCCGUCCUUCUUCCCAGCCCUCCAUCACAUCUCACUACCGUCUCGAACAACAUCUCUCCUCCUCCCUGUCUCAUCCCAACAUCUGUCGCGCCACUGAUGCCCUCCGCAAUGAUCGCGGUGAGCUCUGUCUAGUCAUGGACUACUGCGCCGGUGGUGAUCUCAACUCCUUCAUCGCCACGUCUGGUAAGCUCGAGACCGUCGAAGCGGACUGUUUCUUCAAACAGAUUAUCCGUGCCGUGUCCUUCCUCCAUGAAAAUGGCAUCGCGCACCGUGAACUCAAAACGGAGAAUAUCCUUCUCUCCGCCCAUGGUGCGGUGAAGAUAGCGGAUUUCGGGAGUGCAGAGUGUCUCGUCCAUAGCUCUGAACAAUCAGCGAUGACUACAUAUUGCCUCGCGCCGAGGAAGUUAUUCGGGACGGUGUCUUAUAUUGCCCCUGAGGAGUUGCAGGGUGAAAAGGUUGAGGAUCCGAGGGCCGGAGAUGUUUGGACUGCGGCGUUGGUUUAUAUGGCUAUGAGAUGGGGUCGGUUGCUCUGGGGGAUAGCCAGCGAGGAGGAUACACAGUUUGGGGAGUAUCUUUCUGGACGGCAGACUGAAGAGGGAUAUCCUCCGAUUGAAGCUUUGGGGAGGACGUCUCGUCGCAAUGUGGUUUAUGCCAUGCUGCACCCUGUGCCUCAUCGCCGGAUUACCGCUUCAAACGUCCUUCGAUCAGAAUGGGUUCAUGGUGUCGUGGUAUGCGAUGCAGGGGAGCUUGGAUUAUAA
Molecule: messenger RNA, 1122 nt
Organism: Aspergillus wentii DTO 134E9
Lineage: Eukaryota; Fungi; Ascomycota; Eurotiomycetes; Eurotiales; Aspergillaceae
Exons: 2
Coding region: 1-1122 (373 amino acids)
Biological process (GO): protein phosphorylation; intracellular monoatomic cation homeostasis; intracellular signal transduction
Molecular function (GO): ATP binding; protein serine/threonine kinase activity
Source: RefSeq, a predicted model, not a curated record